Trichosporon asahii var. asahii CBS 2479 is the source of this 1140-nucleotide messenger RNA. RefSeq lists its product as uncharacterized. The transcript has a single exon. Bases 1 to 1140 code for a protein of 379 amino acids. The record is from RefSeq and is a predicted model, not a curated record. Lineage: Eukaryota; Fungi; Basidiomycota; Tremellomycetes; Trichosporonales; Trichosporonaceae.
AUGUCCGACGACGAUACCAACACCCCCAGCACGCCAGAGCUGACUACCGGUUCGACUGCGUCCGGCGCCUCCGAUCCCACACACGAUGGAGAAGACUGGCUAGCAACCAUCUGCUUCUGCUUCGGCGAGUGCACCUGCCGCGCGCUCAACAAGGACCAAGCCCCGCGUGACCUCCCUCAAGCCAAACUCGAGCCUACGGAAAGCGCUCAUCCCCCCGGCUGGUGCAGUCCCCCCAUCGGCGCGCCGAAAAUCGAGGCUGUUCCUCUCGCGCAACCUUCAAAAGCAGCCACGGCCGAUGUCGACACAGCUACCGCGCAGACGUCGCUUCCCUUGCCAGUCCAACCCGGUCAGCUCGCUACCAUCAUCCAGCUUGACUCCUCGCCUAUCGAUGUCGUCAACCAAACAGAUGCCGCACGUGGUGCAAAGUGCACCCUUGCCGACGCCCCAGCCUCCCUCGAGCCCCACGAGUCCCUCGAGCCGCUGUCACCAUAUCUUUCCAUCCACUCUAGCGCAGACUGGCUGUACUCCGACCUCCUAGAGUCUCUGCACAAUAAUGCCGCAACGGUCUAUCGUCUCCCUGGCCCCGUCAACCUCAUUCUCCCCAACUCCGUGGCGGAGAAGUACCUGAACAUGGCCGCGGAGAGGCUUUAUUACACCCUCCGGUAUGUGCGCAGUUACAAUAUCAGAGUCUUGGCGAGGCGGUACGCCGAAAUCGAAACAGAGGCUGAAGGGCUCCGUGCCAAGUUGUGGAAGUUGGGCCAGAUGCUUCACCACGAGCUCCAGAACGGCUACUCCGUCGGUGGGGGCAACACGUACACCGGCGUUCAAAGCCGCGGGGACCGUAUUGUGACCAAAAUGGUGAAACUCUGGUACGAGCUCGGUCGCUGCGACUUGUCCCUCGCGUUAGCCCGGCAUGCGGGCGAGAAAUUGUGUCGAAUCAACCGCUUUGCGAAACUCAUCGUUUGGAAGGAGGGCGGUAUGACGCUGGUCAAUCCUAGAGCUGAGUGGACAAUAAUGGACGAGCCCACUCUCGUUGAGUACUCCAAGGAGCUGAGGUGGAACAUCGAGUGGAUUGAGAAGGAGGCGGAGAAGCUGUGCAGGGAGGGUAUGUGGACUGAGGUUGAUAUGAAGCUGGACUAA